Molecule: messenger RNA, 510 nt
Organism: Paramecium pentaurelia
Lineage: Eukaryota; Ciliophora; Oligohymenophorea; Peniculida; Parameciidae
Source: the annotation of a GenBank genome assembly
AUGUUUAAGUUUAGCGACAAGAGAAUGGAAUAUGAGGAAUAAAUGCUUGAAGAAAAUUAAGAUGAACUGCCUCCAAAUGUUUAAUAUAAGCGCAUUGAUCGAUAUAACUAUGUACUCUAAAUAAGAGGUGAAAAAGGUAGUGCACAUGAGGGUAGAAUAUUUAAUUAAAUAUAGAUGCCUAUAUUAUAGCAGAUGUUAGUCUAUAAGGUUUCCCAGUUGAAGCUCCAUCUAUCAAUUUCCGUAAUAAUUUUCAACAUGUGAACAUUUUUCCUAUGGGCAAGCUGUGUUUGUACUUGAUUAAUAAAGAAACUUGGAUUUCUAGUACUAGUUUAAUAGAUGUUUUUUCAGGAGUCAAUUAAGUCAUACAUCAGUAUUGAAUAGAAUUAUAAAUGUAAGUCCUACCUUUAAUGAUCCUGCAAAUAGUUCUUUUAAGGAGCCAGAUGUUUAUGAAAAAGAUAUGAAAGAAUAAGCAAAAAAAUUUAGAGAUGAGAAAUAUAAAAUAAUCUGAAA